GAGCGCGUGCGCGGCGAGUGCUUUGGGGCCAGAGUGGGCGAGGCGGGGAGGUCCGGCCUAUAAAGUAGUCGCGGCGCCCUGGUGCUGGUUUGCGGCGUAGUCUCCUGCAGCGUCUGAGGUUUCUCUUGCAGUCCUCGGAACCAGGACCCCGGCGUGGCCUAGCGAGUCAUGGCGAUGAAGGCCGUGUGCGUGCUGAAGGGCGACAGCCCAGUGCAGGGCAUCAUCAAUUUCGAGCAGAAGGAAAGUAAUGGACCAGUGAAGGUGUACGGAAGGAUUACAGGACUGACUGAAGGCCUGCAUGGAUUCCAUGUUCAUCAGUUUGGAGAUAAUACACAAGGCUGUACCAGUGCAGGUCCUCACUUUAAUCCUCUAUCCAGAAAACACGGUGGGCCAAAGGAUGAAGAGAGGCAUGUUGGAGACUUGGGCAAUGUGACUGCUGACAAAGAUGGUGUGGCCAAAGUGUCUAUUGAGGAUUCUGUGAUCUCACUCUCAGGAGACCAUUCCAUCAUUGGCCGCACAUUGGUGGUCCAUGAAAAAGCAGAUGACUUGGGCAAAGGUGGAAAUGAAGAAAGUACAAAGACAGGAAAUGCUGGAAGUCGUUUGGCUUGUGGUGUAAUUGGGAUCGCCCAAUAAACAUUCCCUUGGAUGUAGUCUGAGGCCCCUUAACUCAUCUGUUAUCCUGCUAGCUGUAGAAAUGUAUCCUGAUAAACAUUAAACACUCACUGUAAUCUGAAAAGUGUAAUUGUGUGACUUUUUCAAAGUUGCUUCAUAGUACCUGUAGUGAGAACCUGGUUUAUGAUCACUUGGAAGAUUUGUAUAGUUUUAUAAAAUUCAAUUAAAAUGUGUUUCAAUGACCUGUAUUUUGCCAGACUUAAUCACAGAUGGGUAUUAAACUUGUCAGAAUUUCUUCAAUUGUCAUUCAAGCCUGUGAAUAAAAACCCUGUAUGGCACUUAUUAUGAGGCUAUUAAAAGAAUCCAAAUUCAAACUAAA
Nomascus leucogenys (northern white-cheeked gibbon) is the source of this 991-nucleotide messenger RNA. RefSeq names its product superoxide dismutase 1 (gene SOD1). Gene Ontology annotation, biological process: removal of superoxide radicals. Gene Ontology annotation, molecular function: superoxide dismutase activity; copper ion binding. Gene Ontology annotation, cellular component: cytosol; nucleus; peroxisome. The record is from RefSeq and is a predicted model, not a curated record. NCBI's taxonomy places the organism in Eukaryota, Metazoa, Chordata, Mammalia, Primates, Hylobatidae.